This is a messenger RNA of Chrysoperla carnea, 975 nucleotides long. Its product is annotated as odorant receptor 4-like. The record is from RefSeq and is a predicted model, not a curated record. Gene Ontology annotation, molecular function: odorant binding; olfactory receptor activity. The transcript is spliced from 7 exons. Lineage: Eukaryota; Metazoa; Arthropoda; Insecta; Neuroptera; Chrysopidae. Gene Ontology annotation, biological process: detection of chemical stimulus involved in sensory perception of smell; sensory perception of smell. Gene Ontology annotation, cellular component: plasma membrane. Bases 1 to 975 code for a protein of 324 amino acids.
AUGGCCCGACAUUUAGACGAUAUACGUGUAUUUACAAAAUUAAUGGGAUUUACUUUAUCUCAUGUUAUGGGCGCCUUCAAAAUAUGGAUCUGGUAUUCAAAAAGUAAAGAAAUUAAUGAAACAGUUCACUUAAUUGAAGAUAGUGAAAUAUUUAAAUAUGAAACUACUAAAACAUUUGAAACGGACACGAUUACAAUGGCAGCCAUAAAAAAAAGUCGUUUUGUUACUUGGGUUGAUUUUAUUUUAGGAACUGCAUUACCAAUAAACGCUUCUAUAAUUGCUUGGCGGACACCUGCUUUUGAAUAUGUGAAUCCAUCAACAAAUACUACAUUACAAUUACGAACGUUACCAUAUGAUACUUGGUUUCCUUUUGAAGCACGAACAAUGCCAUAUUAUCCAAUUGCAUUCUUCUAUCAGGCAGUUUGUACCCCUCCCGAUUUCCAUUGUAGGUCUGAUCACUUAUACGAUUCACCUGAAGUUGAACAGAAAAUGACAGAGGGUUUGAAGAAAUGUAUAAUACAUCAUCAAACAGUUAUCGAAAUGACAAAAUCUGUGGAUAAUAUUAUACGGUUUUUAUUGUUCGGACAAUUUUUUGCAUCCAUGUUCAUUUUAUGUACAAGUUUACUAUCCUUAUCCAUUAAUAAAGUCGGUAGUAUGCCAUUUGUGAAUGAGGUCUCAUAUUUAUUGGCUGUGUUAUUUCAAUUAUUUGUAUAUUGUUGGUUUGGUAAUGGAAUUACGGAACAGAGUUCGAGUGUGCUACAAGCAUUAUACGAAUGUAAUUGGUUUUCAUCACCAACCAGUUUUAAACGAUCACUAUUAAUUAUGAUGAAUCGUACACAGCGUCCGUUACGAUUGAAUAUUGGAAUAUUUGCACCAUUGACAAUACAAACUUAUGUUACGGUACUUCGAGGUUCAUACUCAUAUUUUGCUGUAUUAAAACAAACUAAUUUACCUCAAGCGAAUGUGGAUGAGUAA